AUGCUACAGUCUGACAGCAGAGGCAACAGGAUGUAUGCAGAUGCAUUUGAUGUCAAAAUAUGGUCAUGGAGAAAGUCGCAUCCGAAAUCACAUCAAUCCCAUAGGGUUAUUUUUGAAAUUAUUUUUGUUUUGUUUUCAGAGCUUGCGUUGGCCCAGCGCAAGUUUGCCCAGUCCCUCGGAGAAUUCCAGUUUGAGUACAUCGGCGACGCGAAGACCGACGAUGAGAGGUGUAUUGAUGAAUCCUUGCAGGAGUUCUCCAACUUCGUUAAGAACCUGGAAGACCAAAGAGAGCUGAUGAUGAGGAAUAUUACAGAAACGCUAAUGAAACCGCUGGAGAAGUUCAGAAAAGAGCAACUGGGCUCAGCCAAGGCGGAAAGGAAGAAGUAUGAGAAGGAAACUGAGAAGUACUACAGCUCCUUGGAAAAGCUUUUGAACAUGUCAGCAAAGAAGAAGGAACCGCAGCUACAGGAGGCGGACAGCCAGGUGGAGACCAUUAGACAGCACUUCCAGGAGGAGUCUCUGGACUACGUGUGCAAACUGCAGGAGAUCCAGGAGAGGAAGAAGUUUGACUGUGUGGAGCCAAUGCUGGCGUUCUUUCAGACAGUGUUCACCUUCUACCACCAGGGAUUUGAGCUGGCCAAUGACUUUAACCACUACAAGAAAGCCUUACAGAUCAAUAUACAAAAUACACGGAGUCGGUUUGAGGGCACGCGGGUGGAGGUGUUUGAGCUGAUGAAGAGGAUAAGGGAGGUUCCCCAGGAGUACAGACAGACCAGCCCCAUCAGCAGCGAAGGAUACCUCUACGUCCAGGAGAAACGGCCCCCUCCUUUUGGUUCCAGUUGGGUGAAGCGUUACUGCACGUUUGUGAAGGAACAGAAAAUCCUACACAUGGUCACCUUUGACCACAGGUCAGGAGGAAAGAUGGGCGAGACUGAGUCGGUCACCCUUAAGUCUUGUGUCCGCAAAACCACAGACAUGCUGGACAGGCGGUUCUGUCUCGAUAUAGAAAUCACAGACCGACCGGGAACGGUCCUCACGGUCCAGUCGUUGUCGGAAGAUGACCACAAGUUCUGGAUUCACGCCAUGGGUGGGAAAGAACCAGCUGGGCAGUACUUGGGUAAAACCUAUUCAAAAGAACGUGGAAUCGAUGCACAGCUAGAUGACGUAGGAUUGUCAUUUGUGAAGAAUGCCAUCAACGCCAUUGAGACGAGAGGUAUCAAUGACCAGGGCCUGUACAGAGUGGUGGGGGUCAGCUCCAAAGUCCAGAAGCUCCUUAGCCUAAUGACCGAUGAGAAGAGUAACGAUGUGGAUCUGUCUACGUGUGAGGACUGGGAUGUGAAAACAAUCACCAGCACGCUAAAGCUGUAUUUGAGGAGUCUUCCUGAGCCACUGAUGACCUAUGGACUCUACAAAGACUUUAUCGCCCCUGCAAAGGGUGGUAGUCCAGAGUCUCGUAGCCAAGCCAUCCACUGCCUGGUCCACAAGCUGCCUGAGAAGAACCGUCUGGUCCUGGGGCUACUGAUGAAACACCUGGCUACUGUGGCGGCCCACAGUAAGUUGAACCUGAUGACGGUGGCCAACCUGGGUGUGGUGUUUGGUCCCACUCUGAUGAGGCCCCAGGAGGAUACUGUGGCUGCCAUCAUGGACCUCAAGUUCCAGAACAUUGUGGUGGAGAUCCUCAUCGAGCAACACGAGAAGAUCUUUGGUGAUGUCCCAGGCGCGUCUUCCCCAGGACUCUCCGCCCCCACCAGGCAGUCCAAGAAACUGUCUGUUCGACAGAACCGACCCCUUGCGGUCUAUAACCCAAAGACCGUGGACCUGCAGACGGUGUUACCGACGUCACCUGAUGUCUGUUCCAACUCGGAUGAGGCGUCGCUCGGCAGCAACGAGUCGGUGUCGUCCCAGUCUACUGCCUCGGGGACGCCUCCGGAGAAGGCCAACCAUGCUCCCCUUCUCGCCAGCCUCAGCACAGACAGCCCAGGGGCCUGCAUUGCUGUAGCAGCCUCGUGGCUCAACUCUGGAGCCCUGACCAAAGCCAGUUCUGAUGGGGACAAGACAGUGGAUGGUGUCACCGGUGGCGGCGGCCAGAGAGCCAUGGCGGUGUACCCGUGCGAGGCCGAGCACGAAUCUGAGUUAUCCUUCCAGGUCGGAGCAAUAUUCAGCGCCGUGGCACCUUCCAGAGAACCUGGCUGGCUGGAAGGAGAGCUGGAGGGGAAGAAAGGCCUCAUCCCUGAAAACUAUGUGGAGAUGCUGUAGUCCAGAACCUUAGCCUGUAUACUCUGUGGAAGACUAGCCUUGUCCCAGAGCUGUUUGUGCUGUAUACCUUUAUAUGGUCAUAGUCAUUACCAAACUGUGGAAGUUUGUUAUACAGCAAAACAUUGUUGGGAAGACCGCACAAACAGAUCUUGGAUCAGGCUAGUGGAAGAGGGGUCUCGUCAUCCCUGACAAUCUACGUCUAGAUGCUGUAUGCCAAACCCAAGGGUCGCCUGGCCUGCUACCAUCUAUGGCUGUAUCUCGCCCAACUGUCACCUUAUACAUGGUAUCCAUGAAGUCGAUGAUGACACACUCCCAUUCUCAAAUUCAUACUUUUUCUUAUGCCUUCAAGUCUCACCUUCCCUGCCCGGCGAGUACUAUGCGUUCAUCAACACGUUCAUUAACUUUAAAUCAGAAUAAUAAUAGAUAUCCCCCAGCAAUGAUGUACAAUCCAUUAUAUUGGAUAUAGGAAAGAAAGUAACAUUUUAAGGUGCCUUACAACACCAAGACAGUUGACAUGUAUUUACUGAACGGGUAUGUUUGGAAAAUGCUAAAGAGUUGUGUUCCGUGAAGAAUGUCUGAAAUACUCUUCAAGAGGUGCUUUGGUAUAUUGUGAUUUAUUUAAUUGGCACAUUGAUUGCAUUUUUUCGUUUUACCACAAUAUUAGCUUUUUAUUUUAUUUUUCAAAAUAUGGUAUCCACCGUUGUGACUGAUUGUACACUGACAUGCCAUAGAGGCAGUCAUAUUGGAAUGGUUCUCCUUCGAUCAAACCAUAGUAAUUAUAUUUCUAGAACGGUUCUUGUAUUUCUGUGGUUCAGACACACUUCCUCUGCAUACUUGUUGACCUAGACAUUCAAUGAUGUCUGAGCUUAGACUAGUUAUCGGGUCGUUAUCACUUCAAAAAGAACAAGGAGGAUUUUGACACCCACUAUCUCAGAUUGUGCUGAAAUUGUUUCUGUAGUUACAGAUAAGAUUAGCAUUCCUGGAACAUAAUUUGAUCUAAGAAUUUAAGCGAAUUGAUUGCACCCAUAUUGGCUAUUUAAAAUAAUAGGAUUUAAAUCAUCUUUAAUAAAUAUAGUAACAUUUGACCAUAAUUCUUCUUACCAAUGAAUAAGACAUGAGGAAUCCAAUAGCCACCCACAUACCCCUCACAAUCCUCCCCAAUUGCACCCCACAACCAGUAUACAGUAUCAGUUCUCUGUCUAGAAAGUAGUAUGGAGCUGUGGCUUGGAGUGUUGCUUCUUCAUCCUAUAAUGUAUUUCCUGUGAAUCUGGUGGGGGGGUUCCCCUUGUUCAGAGAAAAUAGCCAUUUUGAAGUCGCUGGCAUUACCAUAAAUUAGUGUGAGUACCAGGCUUUUCCUACUAUAUGCCGCUGUUCCUGCUACUGCCACACCCUUUUAUCCAUGUUGCUUGUCUCUUGUGUUUAUUACAUGGGUCACACCUUUUGUGACCCUUGUACCAAACAUGGAUCACAAAAUUGCCAUGCAGUUUACUUUGCAACUUUGGGUAGAAAAACCAAUAGAUUUUGCUCAUGAUGAAACUAAAUUGUGGCCAUCCUCAUAAUUCAAGCUAGUCCUCCAUGAAAGCAAUUCAGGUUGUCCUUCUCUUAUGCUUAAUCUGUGUCCAGGAAACAGCCCCUCUGUGUGGUUUGUUCCUUUUAAAAAAAGGUCUGGAUUAGUUUGACCAUUCCUGGUGAAUAAACAAACCAUUAGGCUACAGCAGUUCAAUGGGAAAAGUCCCAAACACACACUGUAUAGUAUUUUGCAAUGGUGUUGGGUUUAAUGGUACAAGUUGCUAAUCACACAACAUAUAUUUUCAAAUAAUGAUAUUUAAAAAACGUACGACUGCCAUGCAAUAGUUUAUGAUUUUGUUAGGGCUUUUGUCACAUUUUAGUCACUAGCCCACUUCAGAGUUUUGGGCUUGUAGGAAAAGUUUCAUGAGAAUUGCACCAUAGGUGUUGCCCACUCAGCUGCCAUUUGUUGGGUUGAAACACCUGAUUCAGAGGGAAUACAUUACAAGCUGCAGCUCCAUACUACUUGUUAGACAGAACUGAUGCUGUAUACUGACCAUUGGGGUGGGGGGUACUUGGGUGGCGUUUGAUAGGAAAACCUUUGGUCCAAGUAAGAUGUUGGAUACUAUAUUUAUUGAAUAUUAUGUGAAUCCUAUAAAUUACAAGGGCCAACUUGGGUGCAAUCAAUUAGCUUAAUUUCUCAAAUAAAAUGUAAAGAAAAUGAUGUUGCAGGAAUGGAAAUCUUAUGUUUCAAAAUACAGAAAUGGCUUGCUGAAAUGACAUGGAAUGAGUAUCUAAAGUUCUAAUCAAUUCUUUAGGUGUGACCAUGCUCAUCGCAGUUGUGUGGGAAUGUGCAAAACAGUGGGGUUUUAUUGGAAACCGGUUUUAUAGAUCCAAAUUUGACGGUCAAUCUUUCUGAACAGAAUUUAUGAAAAUUAGAUGUUCACAUCUAAUUUUUAUCAUUCUGUACCAAAUUGACAAGAAAAUAUUUUAUUACCACGACCACAAAUUCAGUAUUUUCCAAAUCGUAUUGUCUAUGGCUGUGUAUAUAGUUAUUUUAAAAGGCCACACAAAAUGCCAAGUAUAUUCUAUUCUAAAGCCCUUUUUUUAAGUGGUCAACUGAAUUGAAGUUGAGUGGUUUUUACAAUUGUAAGUGUACUAAACACAUCACAAUACUUUUAUUCUAUUGCCGUUCAAAAAAGCCGGUUUCAUUUUUCUAAGAGCUUUUGUUCUCUCAUUUUGCAUUGCAGUAAUUUAAGACUGAUUCAUGACAUGUCUAAAGGUCUUGGCAUCCAUUUAAAUUUUGUAACAUUGGAUGUCCUCUUGAUCAAUGUUAAAUAAAUAAAGACAUUUUUAUUCGUUA
Oncorhynchus keta (chum salmon) is the source of this 5125-nucleotide messenger RNA. Its product is annotated as rho GTPase-activating protein 10-like. Bases 1 to 2256 code for a protein of 751 amino acids. Gene Ontology annotation, biological process: signal transduction. Gene Ontology annotation, molecular function: GTPase activator activity; protein binding. Lineage: Eukaryota; Metazoa; Chordata; Actinopteri; Salmoniformes; Salmonidae. Gene Ontology annotation, cellular component: cytoplasm. The transcript has 23 exons. The record is from RefSeq and is a predicted model, not a curated record.